GAUGAACAGAGGAAACAAAGACUCCCCUUUGAUAAUCCUUCCCACUUGGUGGCUUCGUUAAUAAUCAAAGGAAUUUCUACCUUAUUUUGUUCAAAGUAAUUUCCUGGAUCCAGUGUGUUCAUGAUAACCUGGAAGUUGCAAAAUCAAGUCUAUUAUAAUCGACACAAUAACAAUAUUUGAGAAAAUCAUCAGUAUAAACUGAAAAUCAUGGCUGUAACGAUACUCCAUGAUCGCGCCAGUCCUGAGCCUAUAAGCAGAGAAAUGAAAUUACUCUUAGGGGAACGCGACGCACUGCAAGAGUCUUUACGAAAAUUUCACGUAGAAUCUCCCCGCCGAGUCGAUUUCAAAUUGGAUAGUAAGUGGGUGAAUGAUAUGGAUGACGACGAUAGUAGCGAUUUCUUUGGGCUAUUGGAUAUUUCUAUUAGAAAUUGGGUUCUAAAAGAAGCAAAAACUUUGUCCCAGCUCGACGAUCUCCAGGGCCGUGACCGUGAAUUCUUUUUCAAAGAAGUGGCAAAAAUAGUACUUCUUGAAGGACCAAACAAACAAGAAUUACCAAAACGCCUGGAGUCUCCUAGAGUAUUGGCAUUUAUUCUUGGAGCUCUGCUUAACCAUCACAUAUUCAAGACUGUCUAUGUCGAUCCUUUUUUCUUUUUAGGCGAAGAAACAUCGCAAAUUCUCAACGAUAUCAUGUCGCUAGGCAACAUCUGGAACCUGGGGGCUUCUCAACGUUGGCGUGCAUACACCUUGAAAAUACUUCGUCCACUAGGCAAAACUGCAGAUGCGAGAAUUAUCGAAUCGGUAACACAAAAGCUCUUGCGCAAUGCAGCAGUCUCCAAAGCUGCAGAAUUUAUGCGGACUCCCGCCAAGUAUAUCGUGAAUGAUCACCCGAAUACGCUCCAGAAACUUGAGGAUAUAUAUAUGGAGGCCGCUGAGCAUUCAUUCAAGAUUUGGGUUCAGUCACCGAUGAUAAAGCUCCUUGACGACCCCCCCAGCUUCUUGGGUCAGGCAUAUGAUGCGCGAAAUAAAUUCAUGAAAGCACACGAUAGGGUCAACCAUACUACCGAUAUCAAUCCAAAUGGCCAGAAGAUAGCUAUGGUUGUAUCGCCUGCGAUCGUGAGAUGUGGGGUCCGCUUGGCAGAUACUAAUUACUAUGAGACGAGAUGGUGGCAUGAGACUUUCAUUUACAAACCUGCAAAAGUGUGGUUUUAUGUUCCUAGGCCUGGAAGCCCCGUGAUUAAUGAGCAAGAGUUUGAGCCAAUGCCUAUUCCUCCCUCACCAGUCAACGAAUGGGUGACAAUAACUCCUCCCCGAAGCGAUUUGAGCCCAGAAACUCUAACCGAAAGAUUCAUUGAGCGUUUCGACAGAGUGACUUCGCUUGAACUCGUCAAACCCUACCUAGACGACUUUGCUGAACAGCUAAGACCUGUGAUAGAAGGGUUACGUGGAGAAGUAGCGCAACGAAUUGAAGAGUGCAACGAAAUGGAAAAGGAAAGAGAUGAAUUCAGGAGGAAGUACCUCGAGGCUCUUGGAUCUUAAGACCAUGCAAAUGAAACACGAAAAGGAUAUCAAAGCUCUUCAACAGCAGCUUCAAGAUCAGAAGGAAAACGUGGCGUUGGAAAUAGAACGCCUCCAAUCUGGGUUGUAAUUUGCCUGUCAAUUUCAAAAUGUAUUGCUCAUUAGUAUUUAUCUAUUCAUGUAUUCGAAUGAUCGAUGUUAGUUUAAAAAUGCGGGGUUUUUCUUUUUACAUGUUCUGAGCUGUUAGUUCCAAUGCCAAAUUUCAAUUUCGUUCGUUCCUUGUUUUCUUUUAGGGGGUAUGUUUGUGCAAUUCUUACUAUCAAUCGAGCGAAAGGCAAUCAUGUGUAAGGCCGGAUAAUUGCUCAUGAAUACUGUACCAAUGAGUAUAGGGCUACUAGUAGACA
Botrytis cinerea B05.10 is the source of this 1919-nucleotide messenger RNA. RefSeq lists its product as hypothetical. The record is from RefSeq and is a predicted model, not a curated record. The coding region runs from base 208 to 1536 and encodes 442 amino acids. The transcript is spliced from 2 exons. Lineage: Eukaryota; Fungi; Ascomycota; Leotiomycetes; Helotiales; Sclerotiniaceae.